Messenger RNA from Fusarium subglutinans, 2223 nucleotides. Its product is annotated as nicotinate phosphoribosyltransferase. The record is from RefSeq and is a predicted model, not a curated record. Gene Ontology annotation, cellular component: membrane. Gene Ontology annotation, molecular function: DNA-binding transcription activator activity, RNA polymerase II-specific; zinc ion binding. Gene Ontology annotation, biological process: regulation of transcription by RNA polymerase II. The transcript has 3 exons. Lineage: Eukaryota; Fungi; Ascomycota; Sordariomycetes; Hypocreales; Nectriaceae. The coding region runs from base 1 to 2223 and encodes 740 amino acids.
AUGGCUGCUCAGAAGAGCUCGAGGUUGAGUGUCACAAUGCUAGCAUACCUCGGUUUUGCGAUUCUCGGCCUCCUGAAUGCGAUUGUACCCUUCAUCGUACACUCAGCGAAUUAUCUCAUCAUUCCUUACCCGCGAUGGGUCGUUCUUCUCAUCGAGACUCUUCCAGCUUUGGCGACGAAACUGUUAAUGCCACAUGUUCUUUAUCGUGUUCCCUACUGGAUGCGUCCUCUCACUAUUGGCGCAGGCUGGAUCAUAGUGGCUAUUGUCACAAACGUCACGCCGCCUAAUAUUGCACCGCCACUUCGAAUCUUGACAUCAGUGCUGGCAUCGACAUCCGCUGCUGCAAUGGAAGUUUCGUUUCUGGGAAUGUUGCGAUAUUACGGCCGUGUUGGACUCGCAGGAUGGGGCGCGGGUGUUGGAGCCGGUGCUGUGUUCUGUGCAAUCUUACCAUUUGUCUUGACUGUUUGGCUGGAGUCGUUUUUACGGGAUUUCAUUGACUGCAUUUAUGCACUUACAGGCGCCAUGCUCGUGGCAUUCUUUGUCGUCCUCCCUGGGGCGCCUGUCAACUAUCCUCAUGCGCAACAGGAAGUGUCAAAGGCGGAUGUAGAGAAUCCUUCUCUGCUAGCCCAGGAUCCCGUUGAGCAGCUCUCACGUAUGCUCAGCACGAGAAACCGACUCACCCUUACUAAAGCCAUGAUUCGACCAUUCAUGAUGCCUUUAUUUGGAGCAUUUGCUACUCAGGCUUUGGCAUACCCAGGCAUAGCUCGAGCCUUGCCUCUUCCUACAUCGUACACGUCAUUCUUCUCUUACUUCACCACCUACGGCCUUGCUUUUCAGCUCGGCAACUUUAUCUCUCGAACGCACACGCUUCUUUUCCGACCCACUAGUACCAAGGCCGCUUUUACAAUCAUUGGGGCUUCGACAUUCAUCUUACUCGCCAACUCGAUGUUGCUGGUCUUCUCAACAGAAGUCCUUGUUGGAUUACUGGCGUUCGGGGCCGGUCUAGGCGGAGGAGCAGUAUAUAUGACUAUUUUCGACCGAGUGCUACAAGAUAAAUCCUUCGAGUCAGGAAUCAACUUGGAGUUUGGUCUUCAGAUAUGUGACGAAGGAGGUCCUCCCUGUACCAACUGUCUUGCCCGCAAUCUCGAAGGCUGCUCAUAUCUCACCGAGCCACCAACACAGCUCCCAGCAACAGAGACCAGACGCAGAAUAGAGCUUGAACUCAUGCACCGCUGGACAUCUUCAAGCUACAAAAGUCUAGCCAGUAUCCCAGAAGAUAACCAAUGGCUCCAGGAAGACAUGGCUCGUUGGGCUCUUAAGCAUGAGUAUCUCUUACAAGGCAUGUUUGCCUUCUCAGCUCUCGAAGUCGCGCUCUGUGGGGGUGCUGUAGUUGUUGAAGAAGACUAUGACACAUAUUACGCCAAGUUGGCGGUGGAGUACUACGACAAAGCAAGUCGUUCGUUCAGAGCACAGCUUGAAAAUGUCAACUCUGAGAAUGCUCAGAAGAUCUUCAUGUUCUCAUUCCUUGCUGUUGCUGUAAACAUGGCUCUCGGCCAAUGCAGUGCUUUCGAAGAACUUCAUGAGGGUGUUUUGGAACGCAUGGUCACAUUGUGGGAGCUACUCAUGGGAAAUGCCUCCAUCGCCAAUCAGCACUUCGACGCUUUGAUAUCAGGAGCUUUAUCACGGUCUACAGAGGCUUUGAUGCUAAGAACACAACUUCAGACUGAGACGCCCACAUCUUUGAGCAAGGAAACCGAGGAAGCUCUGGAGAGUCUAAGCACUAUCAUCAACACAGCCUGCCAAACACCUUCUGGUUCAACUUCCAACGACCAAUCCGAAGCCGGCGUCCGAAUCAGCUCUUACCGCACCAGCUUCUCCGCCAUACAAACGUGUUUCGUUCAAGAUUCCAAAGACGUCUUCAAAGGAAUAGCUAUAGGAUUUCCAGCUCUUGCUGGGCGAGAAUUCGGGCUAGCGCUCAAGAGUUCAGACCCCGUUGCUUUACUUCUGAUGGUCUUCUGGGGCGUGCAGCUUGACACAUUGGGCAAGAUCGCUUGGUGGGUUGGCACGUUUGGAAAGAAGAUGGUGGACGAAGUCUCAGAGAUGCUGUGGGAACCUGAUCCUGAGUUUGAGGUUAUGGAUAUGUCUGAGUGGCGAGAGUGUAUUGCUUGGGCAAGGGCAGAGGUUGGUCUGACACCCACCGUCGAGGCUACAGAGGAACCAUGA